Xenia sp. Carnegie-2017 is the source of this 2169-nucleotide messenger RNA. RefSeq names its product transketolase-like. NCBI's taxonomy places the organism in Eukaryota, Metazoa, Cnidaria, Anthozoa, Malacalcyonacea, Xeniidae. The coding region runs from base 110 to 1993 and encodes 627 amino acids. The transcript has 12 exons. Gene Ontology annotation, molecular function: transketolase activity; thiamine pyrophosphate binding. The record is from RefSeq and is a predicted model, not a curated record.
AAUGAGCAACCUUCUGUAGUUCCGGUACAAGGACGUGUUAGGUGAAGCUGUUGUCGUCUGCAGGAGGACGUAUUUUUCCUCACGAAAUCAACUCUAGAACAGUCUCAAAAUGUCUGCGGACGCUGGAUACCAUAGACCUGAUCAAAGUAAGAUACAACAGCUCAAUGACAUUGCGAAUAAGCUGCGAAUUCACAGCAUCGAGUCGACCAACGCAUCGAAAUCAGGACAUCCCACAUCAUGCUCAUCAAUGGCUGAAAUAAUGUCCGUGCUGUUUUUUCACACAAUGCGUUAUAAAGUUAGUGAUCCACGUGAUGCAUCAAGUGAUCGCUUUGUGUUGUCGAAGGGCCAUUCAGCGCCAAUUCUUUAUGCUGCGUGGGCUGAAGCCGGACUUUUUCCAGCAAGUGAUUUGUUGAAGUUGAGGAAGAUUGAUUGCGAUUUGGAAGGCCAUCCCACUCCGAGAUUGAGUUUCGUUGAUGUGGCAACUGGCUCACUUGGUCAAGGUCUUAGCUGUGCAGCUGGUAUGGCCUAUGUUGGAAAAAACUAUGACAAAGCAAGUUAUCGUGUCUACACUCUAAUGGGUGAUGGUGAAUCAAUGGAGGGCAGCGUUUGGGAGGCUGCAGCAUUUGCCAGUUAUUAUAAAUUAGAUAAUCUUGUGGCUAUCAUUGAUGUCAACCGCUUGGGUCAAAGUCAACCAACCAGUCUGCAGCAUCAGAUGGAAGUUUACAAAGCAAGAAUGGAAGCCUUUGGCUGGAAUGCCAUAGUGCUUGAUGGCCAUGAUGUUGAAGCUCUUUGUCGUGCAUUUUAUGAUGCAAGUGUGGUGAAGGGAAAGCCGACAUGCAUUGUUGCCAAGACAUACAAAGGCAAAGGCAUCAACGGAAUCGAAAAUUUGGAGAACUGGCAUGGUAAAGCACUGGGAGACAAAGCUGCCAAGGCAAUCGAAGAAAUCAAGGCUCAUAUUAAAAAUCAAGGUCCUCACGGCUUGAGUCCUCAGCCUGUCAUUGAUGAUGCACCGGAUGUUAGUUUGAAAGCCAAAUUGAUCGAACCGCCAAAUUAUGAACUUGGACAGAAGAUAGCAACUCGUGAAACCUAUGGAAAUGCUCUUGUAAAGCUCUACAAGACAUGCCCGCGUGUUAUCGCUCUUGACGGCGACACAAAAAACUCCACGCACUCGCUCAAGUUGAUGAAAGCGAACAACGACAAUUACAUCGAAUGUUUCAUCGCCGAACAGAAUCUUAUCGGUGUUGCUGUCGGUUGUGGUACUCGACAUCGUACCAUUCCGUUUGCCAGUACUUUUGCCUGCUUCCUCACGCGUGGUUUCGAUCAAAUAAGAAUGGCCGCCAUCUCUCAAGCGAACGUGAAAUUUUGCGGUUCUCAUUGUGGAGUUUCCAUUGGUGAAGACGGUCCAUCUCAAAUGGCUCUUGAAGAUCUUUCAAUGUUCCGAUCAGUUUACGGCUCUUACGUAUUUUAUCCAUCCGAUGCUGUGUCCAUGGAAAGAGCUGUUGAACUAUCUGCUAACACCGAAGGCAUCUGCUUCAUCAGAUCCAGUCGACCCGCGACACCUGUCAUUUAUAAAAACGACGAAGUUUUUGAAAUUGGAAAGUCUAAGGUUGUGAAGAAAAGUGAUAACGACAAGGUGCUCAUUAUCGGAGCUGCUAUCACUCUUGUGCACGCUAUGGAAGCUGCCGAGGAGCUUGCCAAAAGUGGUAUCAAUGCCCGCGUUCUCGAUCCUUUCACCAUCAAACCUUUGGACAACGAGGGUAUCAUUGCUAACGCUAAAGCUGCUGGUGGUAAAAUAAUUACUGUUGAAGAUCAUUAUCCUGAAGGUGGUAUAGGCGAUGCUGUUUGUUCUGCCGUCUCAGCGGACUCUUCAAUUGUCGUUCAUAAGCUUGCCGUUAACGGUUUGCCACGUUCCGGGCCAUCUGCUGCCCUUUUAGAUAUGUUUGGCAUCAGUAGCAAGCACAUCGUUGCUCUGGCAAAGAAAAUUUUGGCUUGAAUUAAACGCUUGGACUUAAACAUUUUUUGUCUACACUGUUUUUUUUGUCAUAUAACAAGUCUUUGCUUCACAUGAAUACACCUAAAUGUAACUUAGUUCAGCAUCUUGCGAAUGGGAAUUAUCGCGUAAAAGGAAAAUAGUCGAUAGAUGUAGUAAAAUGAUAUGUAUUGAGCAGA